AGCGUCCCGGGAUAUAGCGACUGUGGUGGUCUGUCUUUCCUUUUUUUAUUUUUUAUUUUUUUAUCUCGUCCUAGGUUUCUUCCGACCCAGUCGCAGCGCGAAACGAUGUCUGAGACUGCGCCCGCCGCCCCGGCCACUCCAGCCCCCGCGCCGGCUGAGAAGACUCCGGUCAAGAAGAAGGUCAAGAAGCCUGCUGGAGCUGGAGGAGCCCGGCGCAAAGCUGCAGGCCCCCCGGUGUCUGAGCUGAUCACUAAGGCUGUGGAAGCCUCCAAAGAGCGCAGCGGCGUGUCUCUGGCCGCCCUCAAGAAGGCGCUGGCGGCAGCUGGCUACGACGUGGAGAAGAACAACAGCCGCAUCAAGCUGGGGCUCAAGAGCUUGGUGAGCAAAGGUACUUUGGUGCAGACCAAAGGCACCGGGGCUUCCGGUUCUUUUAAGCUCAACAAGAAGGCUUCUGCCGGCGAGGGCAAAGCGAAGGGCAAGAAGGCGGCUGCCGCCAAGGCCAAGAAGCCGGCUAGCGGUGCAGCCAAGAAGCCCAAGAAAGCGGCAGGGGCGGCAGCUGCUAAGAAAGGUGUCAAGAAGACGCCAAAGAAGGCCAAGAAGCCGGCUGCGGUGGGAGCCAAGAAGGCCACCAAGAGCCCAAAGAAGCCCAAAGCGGCCAAGGCGAAAAAAGUGGCCAAGAGCCCUGCUAAGGCUAAGCUGGCUAAGCCCAAGGCGGCUAAGCCUAAGGCGGCCAAGCCUAAGAAGGCAGCGCCAAAGAAAAAAUGAAGGGUGCUAUGGGAGAACUCCGCUUUUAGAAGCCUCAAAAGGCUCUUUUCAGAGCCACCCCAAAUCCUCAGAAAGAGCUUAAUACAAUACUUUUCUCCCUCCUCAGUUUCCCUACACUCUUGGUGCGGAGGGAGGGCAAAAUGCGUGGCGGUGGGGAUGUAUUCGCAAAAGCGGAAAAAUUCAAGCGCCUCGGAUGAGGGCUUGCUUCUUGGGACAUCCCAAGCCGUGACCCGCCAGCUUGGCUAUGAAGAGAUUCGCUCUUCAGCCUCGGCUAACACUUAACGACCGAGAUCUGAGCUGCCUGCACAUUCGGGAGCCCAUUAACAGCUCUCCGCACUUCUGCAAGCCUAUACUGCUAGUACGUUCCCCGAUGUUGGCUCGAACCCCCGCCCCCUUCCAAAAGCAAAUAUUUCCGCUUCUUGCAUGAAAUGUUGGGUGUGUUGACUCGCAAGAAUGUCCCGGGACGCUGGGGACGUCCUCUGGCACACAAGAAUGCUUUUCGCGCAUGCAUAUAUAUACCCUUCGCUUGACACUUACUGGCAACCCCGGGACAAGUGAGUUGGGUUGCCUUCCAGAAAUCCUCGUAUUGCCAAAGACUAGGGCUAACAGACUGGGCUGCACUUGGAAACCCAAUACUUGUGCUUGAUCCUAACCCCCUACUGUCGGGACAGCUUUUUUAAGUUGGGGACCGGGGCGUGUAACGGCUUUUUCUUUGAAAAAAAUGGGUGGCUCUGAAAAGAGCCUUUGGUUUCUGGGGCUAACCUUCAUGAAACCCCUUUACUUGCCCUUGGUUUUGUGGUGACUCUCGGUCUUCUUGGGCAACAGCACAGCCUGAAUGUUGGGCAGAACGCCACCCUGCGCAAUGGUGACCUUGCCCAGUAACUUGUUCAGCUCUUCGUCGUUGCGGAUGGCCAGCUGUAGGUGGCGGGGAAUGAUACGCGUCUUCUUGUUGUCACGGGCCGCGUUGCCGGCCAAUUCCAGAAUCUCAGCAGUCAAGUACUCCAGCACCGCUGCUAGGUAGACUGGCGCUCCCGCGCCGACUCGCUCCGAGUAGUUGCCUUUACGGAGCAAACGGUGCACCCGACCCACCGGAAACUGCAGACCUGCCCGAGAAGAACGAGACUUGGCCUUGGCGCGGGCUUUGCCUCCCUGCUUUCCGCGUCCAGACAUAUCGAACAGAAAAAGCAGUUCUUGGUAGAAACUUAGAAAAACACGCCGCUUUUUCCCCCUUUUCGCAGGACGCAGGACCUAUUAUACUAUCAAGCGGGAGGCUAAACGGAGCUCUCCCAUUGGUCCAGAGCCGCUCUUGCUUAUCCAGCCAAUUGAAAACUUGGACGGUCAUCUGGUCCUUUGCAUAUGCUCCUCCCAAUACGGAAACGGCUUUGAACAUGCUUCAUCCAAUCCGGCGUUAGGGAUUUCCAAUCUCUCAUUUGAAUACGCGCACUACAAGUAGCACCGACUGAGUGAGAGCAAACAUCCGCGUUUGAGUUUCUCUGAGCUUUUGCUUCGCUCUAUUCCUCGACAUGCCGGAACCCGCCAAGUCUGCUCCUGCCCCGAAAAAGGGUUCUAAGAAGGCGGUGACCAAAGCGCAAAAGAAAGAUGGCAAGAAGCGCAAGCGUAGUCGCAAGGAGAGCUACUCUAUCUACGUGUACAAGGUGCUGAAGCAGGUCCACCCGGACACGGGCAUCUCGUCCAAGGCUAUGGGCAUCAUGAAUUCUUUCGUCAACGACAUCUUCGAGCGCAUCGCCGGCGAGGCUUCCCGCCUGGCGCACUACAACAAGCGCUCCACCAUCACUUCCCGGGAGAUCCAGACGGCCGUGCGCCUGCUGCUGCCCGGGGAAUUGGCCAAGCACGCCGUUUCCGAAGGUACCAAGGCUGUUACCAAGUACACCAGCUCCAAGUAGGCUUGGACAGCAAAAUCCUCUAAAAAAAUUGACCCAAGGGCUCUUUUAAGAGCCACCCACACUUUCAAAGAAAAGAGCUCUAACCUUGUGGGGUCGUGUGGCUUUGUCCAGCGUGUCCUCUGGUAAGCCUUCUAUUAAGUAAUGUGUAAAUCUUGCUUAUUUCUUGUGUAAGGGGCUGUAAGGAAGAUGAGAAAUAUGUUUGUCGCCUUGACAUAAUGCCUUACCUCACCUCUUCUUCCCCCCAGUUCUCGCCAGUCUUGAUCUUCAUCCAGUGUAGUUGUACUUUAUUUGCACCGUUUUCGGGUUUGACUGGAGAGUACUAAACGGGCCUUAAUACCCCAGGCCAACACGGGCAGAAAGUUGCAUAAACGGCACAAUAGGACCUGCUAUCGCUCCUUUGUGGUAAUUCAAAAGAAAAGCUAAAGAGUUUGCGCGGGAAAAUGCUGGAAAAACUGGAGGGAUGCAAAACAAGGCAUAGUAUCCAGCAUCUCAUGGGCGCAUAGGAAAGUAAAACUCCAAAAACUCCAAAAACAUUGCUUUCUUGAAAUAUGGGAUAGGGAGGAUCACAAAAGGUAACAUGGACUGCUUUGAUCAUGUAAAAUUAAAAGUAUAUAAGACCUAA
Monodelphis domestica (gray short-tailed opossum) is the source of this 3291-nucleotide messenger RNA. Its product is annotated as histone H1.3-like. The record is from RefSeq and is a predicted model, not a curated record. NCBI's taxonomy places the organism in Eukaryota, Metazoa, Chordata, Mammalia, Didelphimorphia, Didelphidae. Gene Ontology annotation, cellular component: nucleosome. Gene Ontology annotation, biological process: nucleosome assembly. Gene Ontology annotation, molecular function: DNA binding; structural constituent of chromatin.